AGCUGUGGUGUCCAAUUAUGGUCAAAGAGCUGCGGUGUCCAAUCAUGGUCAAAGAGCUGCGGUGUCCAAUCAUGGUCAAAGAGCUGCGGUGACCAAUCAUGGUCAAAGAGCUGUGGUGUCCAAUCAUGACUGAAGCGCUGUGGUGUCCAAUCAUGGUCAAAGAGCUGCGGUGUCCAAUCAUGGUCAAAGAGCUGUGGUGUCCAAUCAUGGUCAAAGAGCUGUGGUGUCCAAUCAUGACUGAAGAGCGGUGGUGUCCAAUCAUGGUCAAAGAGUUGUGGUGUCCAAUCAUGACUGAAGAGCUGUGGUGUCCAAUCAUGACUGAAGAGCUGUGAUGUCCAAUCAUGUUCAAAGAGUUGUGGUGUCCAAUCAUGGUCAAAGAGUUGUGGUGUCCAAUCAUGUUCAAAGAGUUGUGGUGUCCAAUCAUGGUCAAGGAGCUGUGGUGUCCAAUCAUGGUCAAAGAGUUGUGGUGUCCAAUCAUGGUCAAGGAGCUGUGGUGUCCAAUCAUGGUCAAAGAGCUGUGGUGUCCAAUCAUGGUCAAAGAGCUGCGGUGUCCAAUCAUGACUGAAGAGCUGCGGUGUCCAAUCAUGACUGAAGAGCUGUGGUGUCCAAUCAUGGUCAAAGAGCUGCGGUGUCCAAUCAUGGUCAAAGAGCUGUGGUGUCCAAUCAUGGUCAAAGAGCUGCGGUGUCCAAUCAUGGCCGAAGAGCUGUGGUGUCCAAUCAUGGUCAAAGAGCUGCGGUGUCCAAUCAUGGCCGAAGAGCUGUGGUGUCCAAUCAUGGUCAAAGAGCUGUGGUGUCCAAUCAUGACUGAAGAGCUGUGGUGUCCAAUCAUGGUCAAAGAGCUGCGGUGUCCAAUCAUGACUGAAGAGCUGUGGUGUCCAAUCAUGGUCAAAGAGCUGCGGUGCAGGUCCACUGGACAGGCGUUCGCUCCCUUUGUAAUCUGCAAAAUAACAUCUCUCCUCCAGCGGCCUCUAUUACAGGAGGAAGGAUCGUCUUACCCUUCUGAGCCGAUUCGCUGAACGCUACAAAUGAGAGUCUGUCUGUCUGUCUGGACGGACGGACAGAGACAUUCAGAUGGACAGACAUUCAGACAGAUAGACAGACAGACAGACAGGCAGGC
Molecule: messenger RNA, 1117 nt
Organism: Oncorhynchus gorbuscha (pink salmon)
Lineage: Eukaryota; Metazoa; Chordata; Actinopteri; Salmoniformes; Salmonidae
Exons: 2
Coding region: 342-1016 (224 amino acids)
Source: RefSeq, a predicted model, not a curated record